UGUUCAUUUUGGUGUUUGACAAUGGUUGAUGUGGUAGGUGCCUGACACUUUAUUUGAUAUUAAAACCGAUUUUGUUCGCCAAAGAAUCAAUUUAAUUGUUUGCAAAAUCAAACACGUGACAACAAAAUGCUACGUAGCUUUGAAUAGUCAAUCGAUCGAAUAUAAUAUGGCCUCGUCAUCGAAUGGAAAUGGUAAUCUCGUCGAUGAAUUCGAGGAGUCAUUUCAGGCGUGCAUUCAUGCCCUCACAAAACAAGAAUCAGCAACCGGCAUCGACAAAGAUGAAAUCAACUUGGAAGUCGAUCAAACUACCAUCAAAUUCGUCGAUUUAGCCCGGCAAAUGGAAGCGUUUUUCAUACAGAAACGUUUCCUGUUGUCGGCACUCAAACCGGAAUUGGUGUUAAAAGAGGAAAAUUUCGAUUUGAAAUACGAAAUGACACGAAAGGAUGACCUGAUCAAGCGCCACUACGAGAAAAUCGAACAGUGGAAAAAUCUACUAACGGACCUUCAGCAACAGGGUGGAGCACCAUCGGAAAGGAAUGCUGCUAACGCUGUCGGUCCGAAUAAUCAACCAUCCCAGCCAGGACAAAUGCCGAUUGCCGGCAUGCCGAACCAUAUGGUGAUGCAAGCACAACAGCAACAACAAAUGCAACAACAGAUGAUGCAAGCGCAACAAAUGAACAUGCAACAACAUCUUCAGGUUGGAAACCAACAAAUGUUCAUGCAACAAGGCAAUCAAAUGGCAAAUCGCGGAGGAUUUAAUCAGGCUCAAAAUGUGCUGCAAGGUCCGUUAGCUUAUUUGGAAAAAACCACCAGCAAUAUAGAUCUUGUAGGCAUGGGCGAUGGCCGAAGGUGACGAGGGCGGGGCAGGGGGCGAGGCAGAGGCCGUGGUCGUGGCCGUGGUCGAGGAAGAGGCAACGCUCCCGAGUUUCAUGGUGCGCCGUUAUCCUAGUACGAGGAGGAUAUGGACAUUUAGUGAAAAGCAUAAAUGUUCAUAUCGUUCUAAUGAAAUUACUUCGACAAUUAUAAUCAACAUAAUCGAAACGUACAAGUGGAUGCAUUUGAGAAUGCUUUGAAUGUGUUCUUGUGUGCAUUGUGUUGUGUUAUUCUGUAGCCGUAAUAAUAGUUAGUCUCCAAGUUUAGAAUUUGAGAAAUUUAAUUCUUUUUUUUAGAUUUUUUUUAAAAUAUUUGAAACAAAAAG
Messenger RNA from Bradysia coprophila, 1198 nucleotides. RefSeq names its product mediator complex subunit 28 (gene MED28). Gene Ontology annotation, cellular component: mediator complex. The record is from RefSeq and is a predicted model, not a curated record. Lineage: Eukaryota; Metazoa; Arthropoda; Insecta; Diptera; Sciaridae.